Molecule: messenger RNA, 752 nt
Organism: Arabidopsis thaliana (thale cress)
Lineage: Eukaryota; Viridiplantae; Streptophyta; Magnoliopsida; Brassicales; Brassicaceae
Gene: RALFL31
Product: ralf-like 31
Exons: 1
Coding region: 215-556 (113 amino acids)
Cellular component (GO): extracellular region
Source: RefSeq, marked reviewed
CUACUUUAAUUGUUUCGCAAACCGGCCGGUUUAAAUUGAGUGGCCGAUCUAAAUCCGAACACUUAAACCAAAACCUAAAUCCGGUUUAAGUUGACUGUACAUUUGUCACCUCUUCUUCUUCACCAACUAACCCCAUUUCUGCUUCUUCUUCUGCUUAGAGACAGAGAAAUAGAGAGAGAUCGCGUCGGCACAAUCUGCAAUUUCCAACAUCGACAUGUUUAACUCUACAGCGUUGGUGAUUUUCGCCAUUCUUUUCCUCUUAAUCUCCGCCGAUGCGUUCCCGAUUCCGUCUCCCAACGGAGAGAUCGACGCAAUGUUGAUCCGAAACAGUAUCAUCGGAGAAGAUGAAGAUCUAAUGCCAACUGAGAUCAGCCGGAGAGUACUGAUGGCGCAGAAACGGUACAUCGGCUACGAAACGCUAAGGAGAGACAUGGUUCCUUGUCAGAAACCAGGAGCUUCUUACUACGAUUGUCGCUCUGGACAAGCUAAUUCUUACAGCAGAGGCUGUGACACCAUUACCAGAUGCGCUAGAGACACAAACGACAUCAACACAUGAAGGUAAGAUCCAAGAAAUUGCCAAAAUUGGAAGCUUUUUGGCCGAGGCAAGUAAAUUAUAUGAUUAAGCUUUUGCAUUGCUGUUGUUAUAUAUGUGUUUUUGACAUAAGAAUUGUUAUAAUAUAUGUAACUCUGCCACUAGUUGGUUAUCAAUGUUCAAUUAUUGAGAUCUAUAAAUUAUAUUAAGUUUUUUUGGU